AUGGGGAUUGCGAAAUACAAUACCAAAUGCCAGCUCCGCGUUCUCAUCGGCGUCAACUACCCGCGCCACAUCUCAAACACGGCGCUGUACACCCGUUGCACCGCCGAGUCACUGCGUUGCCGCCUGCUCCGCUCCCGCUGGGGCCUCCUUGGCCACAUCCUCCGGUGCCCCGUCGACACCCGGCCUACAAGUCCAUGCUCCGGUACUUCAGCUUUUCCGUCGCUGAUCUUUGGCCCGGCCGCCCCAUCACGUCGCUGCCUCGCAUCCUCAACUCUGAUCCCAAGACCGUCCCCGACGAGCUCCAGCGCCUCACCUCGCGUCCUCAACUCUGAUCCCAAGACCGUCCCCGACGAGCUCCAGCGCCUCACGUGCCUCGCCGACCUGCAGACCCUUCGCUCCACCCCACGAACAGGAUCCGGUGGAAAGUACUGA
Aphanomyces astaci is the source of this 432-nucleotide messenger RNA. RefSeq lists its product as hypothetical. The record is from RefSeq and is a predicted model, not a curated record. The coding region runs from base 1 to 432 and encodes 143 amino acids. The transcript is spliced from 2 exons. Lineage: Eukaryota; Oomycota; Saprolegniomycetes; Saprolegniales; Verrucalvaceae.